ACGACACUCGGAGUACUCGCACUCCAGUUGUUGCUGUGCUGUGGCUAAAGUGGCUGUUGGCUGCAAGCUGCUGAGUUGUCGCUGCCUGUUGACUGUAGUUGGCUUUUAGCUGAUGGUGUUUACGUCAGAAACGUUAAACAAAUUUUUAAUAGAAAACGGAAUUUUAAAACAAAUCAAUUAUGCGUAUAAAUAAUAAAUAAAUAAAUUUACUUGUUGCUAUUGAUGCGCAAACAACACACACACGCACACUCGCAGUCUGUGUAUAAUGUUCUUUCAUACAUAUCUGCAUACAUAUAAAAAAAGACAAAAGCAUUAAUACAAAAAAAAAAAAUAAUAAUAAAAUAUUAAAAAGUGAGCAAAAGACGACGUUAGACAGAGAGAAAAAGAAAAAGUUGCAGCAAUCUCCUAACUCGGUGAAAAUCAUAGCAGCAGAAACAACGUCGUCAACAUUCAACACAACAACAAAACAAAGAAGCUAUUCCGGAAAGAGACAGUGUACGGAAGUGACAAGCGCUAUGGAAACGCCUGCUGAUCUAAAUCGCGGCGAUACAACGCGAAAAAGCGUACGCCUGCAUGCAGCGAAAAAAGGAUUGGCACCAGCGCCACCGAAACUAUCCCUACCCGCUAGUAAUAAUAAUAACAAGAGUGAAGACUUGCCAGUAGAGAAGCUAAACGCCACCAAAAGCAUACUUCUUGCCUCAUCGUCCCCAAAACCAGCAGCCAGGAAAAAAAUUGAUCUCAAUUUAACGACAACAACGUUAGACAGCGAUGGUCCCGUCCAGCUACGUCUCUUGGCAGCACCUCUGCCCCCCCGUGUCGCUGUCUCGGCAAUGCCAACGCUGCACACUGGGCAUCCUUCUGCAAAACCGAUGUCUGUCAUGUCCACCGAGGAUGAUGUGGGCGUAUCAUUCGCCUUGGGCUCUAUAGAGAAGCAUAUCCACAACGUUGAGGAGAGCUUUAAGCAACAACAGCUGGCCGAGAAGCAACAGCAGCAGUCCCAGUCGUCCAUGGAUGUGAUGAAAAUGGAAAUAAUGCGCAAGCAAAGCAAACGUUAUGGCGAAACUGAGAAUCUGCUGCGACCGGGCAUUAGCGAUAUGUCCUCAGAGAAUGAUUUUCAAUAUCUGGGCGGACGGCGUGCUGAGUUUGACGACAGCAAUGAGCAAAUGCUCUCAGAGUUUCAGCGUGGUAGCGAUGGGCGGAACUCAAUUGGUGCCUAUUCAAAGAACACAUCAGCAACGCCCGGAACAGCGAGCUCCCUAAAGACAAAGUUGGCGCGCACUGCAUCCGAUACGAAGAAUAAUGAUACUGUCCUGGCCAUGCGUGCCACACUCAAGCAUAAGCAGCACCAGGACGAUAAACAGCAUGCAUGGCGCCCAUCGACAUCUACAACGACAAAGGCUGCUCCUACGCCGGCAUCUAGAAGUUCUGUAACCGGUGCCUAUUCUUCAGGCCUUAGUGGCAAGGUAAGCGGCAGUGGCAGCGUUGUAGAUGGUGGCACCUCAUCCAAAUUGACGGCUACGACAAUAUCGGCUGCAAAACGCCGCGAGGAGAAUUUGCGUCAAUUUGAAGCGCUGUUGGCACAAAAGUCCAACAAUCGUCAGGGAACGUCCAGUGCAUCAUCGUCCGGUUCCAGUGCUACUCCUUCGUCCCGGAGACGCAUAGAGCGCCCCAUUGUGGCGCCCAUACCACCAUACAAUUCCAGUUCCGGCGGUGAAGCAGCAGCGCGCUCGAUAACGGCUGACCAAAGACCGGCAGCCACAGCGACGGGUCAUCAUCGGGUCGCACCUGCAGUGGCUGCCAAUCGCAGCAAUGUGUACAGCAACACUGCUGCCCAGGGUUCGCCGAAUUUGCAGAUGCGAAGUAGUGCACCGAUGAGAUGGCGCGCAACCGAGGAGCACAUUGGCAAGUAUAAACUAAUUAAGACGAUCGGCAAGGGAAACUUUGCAAAGGUGAAACUGGCAAAGCAUUUGCCCACUGGCAAGGAAGUGGCAAUAAAGAUUAUUGACAAAACCCAACUGAAUCCUGGGUCACUACAGAAACUUUUUAGAGAGGUUAGAAUAAUGAAAAUGCUUGAUCAUCCCAAUAUUGUGAAACUGUUUCAAGUAAUCGAAACGGAGAAGACAUUGUAUCUCAUUAUGGAAUAUGCAUCAGGCGGCGAGGUGUUCGACUAUUUGGUACUUCACGGACGCAUGAAGGAAAAGGAAGCGCGCGUUAAGUUUCGACAAAUUGUUUCGGCUGUGCAAUACUGCCAUCAAAAGAGGAUUAUACACAGAGACUUAAAAGCUGAAAACUUGUUACUGGACAGUGAAUUAAACAUAAAAAUUGCCGAUUUCGGAUUUUCAAAUGAGUUUACACCGGGCUCUAAGCUUGACACAUUCUGUGGAAGUCCACCAUACGCGGCGCCAGAGUUAUUUCAGGGCAAAAAAUAUGAUGGACCAGAAGUAGACGUCUGGUCAUUGGGUGUUAUACUGUAUACGUUAGUGAGCGGUUCCCUGCCUUUCGACGGUUCGACCUUGAGAGAGCUGCGCGAACGCGUACUCAGAGGCAAAUAUAGAAUCCCUUUUUAUAUGUCGACUGACUGCGAAAAUCUGCUGCGCAAAUUUUUGGUACUGAACCCCGCCAAGCGUGCUAGUCUUGAAACAAUCAUGGGCGAUAAAUGGAUGAACAUGGGGUUUGAAGAGGACGAACUGAAACCGUAUAUAGAGCCAAAACAAGAUUUAGCCGAUCCCAAGCGGAUAGGUAAGACGGAAGCCCUAGUCGCUAUGGGUUACAAUCGGCAAGAGAUUGAGGCAUCGCUCUCACAAGUGCGGUACGACGAUGUGUUUGCCACAUACUUGCUACUGGGACGAAAGAGCACUGAUCCGGAAAGCGAUGGUUCACGAUCUGGCUCAUCAUUAUCGCUUCGCAACAUUUCUGGUAACGAUGCAGGCGCGAAUGCCGGCAAUUCGGUCGUGCAGAGUCCCACACACCGCGGCGUCCACAGAAGUAUUUCGGCAUCGAGCACUAAACCUAGUCGCCGAGCCUCGUCUGGUGCGGAAACAUUGCGCGUUGGUCCCGCAAACACAACCACACCCGUUGCAGCCACAGCGGGCGCUGCGGGCGCGGUCAAUCCCAGCAACAAUUAUAAUGCUGCAGGAUCAGCAGCGGAGCGCGCAUCAGUGGGCAGCAAUUUUAAACGGCAAAACACCAUCGACUCCGCAACGAUUAAGGAGAAUACGGCUCGACUGGCCGCACAAAACCAGAGACCAGCGUCAGCCACCCAGAAAAUGCUCACAACGCCAGACACAUCGUUGAAUAGCCCUGCGAAGCCACGCACAACUGCGAAGUACGAUCCAACUAAUGGCAAUCGCACGGUUAGCGGCACCAGCGGCAUUAUGCCAAGACGCUCUACCACGCUAUAUGAAAAGACUUCGUCGACCGAAAAAACAAAUGUUAUUCCUGCAGAGACAAAUGGAUCGACAGCUCCUGCUGGGAAGGGUCAUACUAAAAGCGCGUCUGUUUCAAGUCCUCGCCCCUCAACAGACGGAUGCGUCUCAGUAUCAAACGACCCACUCGGAACGAGAGCUCGAAACAACACAGCGCUGGAAUACUCGGGAACAAGUGGCGCAUCUGGCGAUUCACCCCAUCCGGGUCGCAUGAGCUUCUUUUCCAAGCUAUCGUCACGUUUUAGCAAACGGCCAAACCAGUAAUUAACAAACAAACAUUAACUAUUCCUUGUUAAUAGUUCUAAAACUGAAACAAACGAUUCCCUCUAGAGUAAACGCGCGUGACGGAGAGAUACAGAUAUGAUACAGACACAGAUACAGAUCAGAAAGAUAACAGAUCCGAAAUCAGGUCGAUACGAUCCGGAUCUGGAUACAGGUCCGAGCAAUUAGCUCCGAAUCCGAUUCGUACCCCCUCCAAACAAGAACACCAACGACGUUGAGUUGCAUUGCUUUAACAGAAAUUCACAAAAGCGCCUAUGUUUUAUUACGAUUAUUAUCUAAUUAUACACAACUAUACAUUUAUAUAAAUGAAAAUACAUAAAUAUGUUUAGAAGCAAAUGAGCAACAGCUACAAAUCAACAUCAACAACAUAUAAAUAUACAUACUAAAUAGAUUUUCUUAUUUUUUUUUUUUUUUGUAAAAUUAAUGCUGAUAUAAAAAUUAAAAACUGCAAUAUUUAACAAUUAGAAACCAAUCAAUUAUUGUCCUGUUGCGUUUGCGGAUUAUGUUUUAAUACUAAAUACAUACUACCUAAAAUAUUUAUGUUAACUACGCAUUGCUAUUUUAGUUAUUACCUAAAUUAUAUACAAAUAUGUAUGUAUGUAUAUUUAUUACGAACACAAUUGAAAAAACAGCGAUUAAAAAUUCACAUGAGAAAUAGAAAGAGAAAUACCAUAUUGUAAAACCGAUGACUUAAAAAGCGGUUGCGAGAAUUUGUAUCUAUGAUCUUAAAUUUAUUUAGCAAUAUUUGUAUAUGUAUGUAUGAAUGUAAUUGUAUUUUAAUUGAAUCCGUGAAACAUACAAUCAGAAUUGAAAAUACCGAACUUGCAAUGAUAUACAUAAUAAUGAUCAAUCGCAUAUGAAGUCGAAGCGCAGAAAUCAGAGCGUAUUUAGCAUUCUAAGCAUACCAAUUAGUUGUCAAAACGAAUUACUCCUAAAUCAAGAUGAAAAUUAUGUAUAUGUAUUAAAUCUUGUGCAUGUGACCAUUUUAUUUGUACAGAUGAUAAUCUUUAAAUCGUGUUAUCAGGCCCUGCACCGGCCCGAUUAGUAGUUAUGCAUAUUAAGUUUCAAAGAAAUAACACAUAAUUAAAUAAAUUGAUAAUUAAAUUAAUCAAUCCAUAAUAAAUGCUAUGGACAUUUUCAGAGAGAAAAAAUGAACCAAAAA
Molecule: messenger RNA, 4869 nt
Organism: Scaptodrosophila lebanonensis
Lineage: Eukaryota; Metazoa; Arthropoda; Insecta; Diptera; Drosophilidae
Gene: par-1
Product: MAP/microtubule affinity-regulating kinase 3
Exons: 15
Coding region: 516-3689 (1057 amino acids)
Biological process (GO): intracellular signal transduction; protein phosphorylation; microtubule cytoskeleton organization
Cellular component (GO): cytoplasm
Molecular function (GO): tau-protein kinase activity; ATP binding; protein serine/threonine kinase activity
Source: RefSeq, a predicted model, not a curated record